AUGUCGCUGAUCAAAUUCAUCCUACUCGUUUUGAUACCUAGUUGCUACACGCUUAGCAUUGGAGUGAGUGAUAAAAAUGUGACGAAACGUACGGCCAAUCAUGAUUUAUUUCCAGACUGGGUCCCAUUUAAAAACAAGCAUGGAGUAGACCUAGGAGACUUUGAGCCUGUAAUCAAAAAACCAAAGAAACGACUCGCAACGCCACUCAACUUCGUACUAAAAGCUGUUGCUGAACCAGAUGGCGAUUAUUACUUUGAUAAAAGCCAAGGUGAAAGCGAUAAUGAAGACUAUUUUGAAAGAAAAGAGUGGUCGGAUUUACAUAGACCCGCAGAACACGUUGACCCAAAUUAUGUUGUGACUCAUAAUGCAUCUGAUAUAGAUGGUAUCGUAAAUAUUAUUACUAAGCCUAUUGAUGACCCUGUACUCAAACAUUUACUAAAAAAAAACAAAGAACGGAAAGCUGAAAAAGAAAAAGAAAAGGACGCUGCAUAUCAAGAUGAAAACAAAGACGAAGAAAAUUUAGAAACAAAGACUGAAAAUGAAAACAUUAUGCCAUCAGAUGAAGAGGCGAAAACGGAAAAAAGACCUAGACGGUAUGAAGACGAUGUGGAGUAUGACGAAGGGAGUGAUGAAAAGCAAAAGCCUGAGAUAGUGGAAAGAACUCAAAAAACAGAACUUAGCGAAGAAGAGAAGCGUGAAAAUGAAGAAAAGAAAGCCAGAAUUUUAAGCAGCGUUGAUGAAUUGAAACAUAGGCAUGUAAAAGAACAACGAGAAAUAUCUGAAAAGCUGAAGGAGGAGGAAUUAUUUAAGGAAGAUUUUGAAAGAGACAAAUUAGACUCAAGUGAAGAACAUGAUAAAUAUAAUCGAGGUUCAAGGUGGAAAAAACCUGAAUAUGAUGAAUAUGAUGACGGUGAAGUGUCAUUGCACGACAAAUACAAAAUAAAUACAAUGAAAUCUAUCACUAGAACAACGCAAGCGCCUAAAAAAUCUCGACAACGCAAAUCAAAAAAAGAAAAAAGUAUAAUUAACGGAAAACUGUCCGUAUUUAGAAACCCACAACUAUACAUGAUCAACGAUGAAGAAGACACCACUACAUCAAAUCCAAAGCCCACACAAUCUGAAAAAUAUUCAUCAAAAUACUCGGCGGAUGAUGACAGUAUUAGAAUAUCCUUGGUUCCUUCAGAUGAUGACUCUAAAGAUGGAGAACCAACUCGUUUUUAUCCAAAGAAACGGAAAAAUAAACGUAAAAAGACAACAACUCCAACCGAGGGGACAACAGAAGUUGGAACUGUUAAAACUACUGAACUUGAUACGACAGCUUCUGACACAGACUUGUCUGCUUCAAAUACAGCACCAUCAGCCGCUGAUACCGUGCCGACAGCUUUUGAUACUGCACCAUCAGCCAUUGGAACUUCCGCUUCAGACAAUACAGCAUCGGACGCAACAGCAGCUGAUACUAACGAGGAAACACACGCCGCUAUUAAGAAAGAAAAGAAGCAUGAAAAUUUUAAGCACGAGAAAGGUGGAGGACGAGAACAUGAAUCGGAAAGCUUUGAAGAGCACGAGGAAGAAGGGAAGAAGUCCUAUGAGGGCCACCACGAUGACACGAAGACCAGCAAGGGCCACCACGACAAGGAAGAUCAUCUCAAGAAAUACAAGGAUGAAGGAGGCGUGGACAAGAGCCACCAUGAUGAGAAGGAGCAUUAUGGAGACCACCAUCACGAGGAACAUGGAAAGAAACAUGCUAAAUAUGAAGAAUCAGGCAAGCAUUCCAAAGGACAUAGCACAAAAGGUAGUCACGACAUUCAUAAAAAAGAUGAGUAUGAGAAACGAGUAGAGUUCUUCGAAGAGGAUGGUGAUUCUGCUGAAGAAGAGAAAUACGGAGGACAUCAUAGUGAAAAUGAACACUCAGCGGGAGGCAACUUCAAGAAAACAAAUUUGGACGCGGCUCACAAGGGCCGGACGAAGGGAGAGACAGGGCACUUCCUGAAGAACGGACGUCAUGAGCUUCACAGGGGUCAUCGAGGUUCAGCUGGUCACAAUCACCACGCCCAUUCUGAAAAACAGCGUCACGCCGACGGCGAAGGGAAUGGCGGUAAAAAAUGGGUCUACCAUCACGGCCAUCCCGCGAAAACGGCUCAGCUAGUUGUCAUAGAUCGUCGAGGAGACUACCAACAUGGACCACAAUACUAUGGCUAA
Messenger RNA from Pieris macdunnoughi, 2199 nucleotides. The record is from the annotation of a GenBank genome assembly. NCBI's taxonomy places the organism in Eukaryota, Metazoa, Arthropoda, Insecta, Lepidoptera, Pieridae.